CAUUCGUUUGAAAAAGUAGCUUAAACCGUACGAAAUGAUUCAUUUAGUGUUUAUAAGUGCCUUAUUAGUAGAAGUUUUGAGUUUCUCGACUUUCUCCGAGUUGCAUCCGAAUUUGAGAAUUGUUGGAGGCUCAGAAGUAUCUAUUGAAGACGUUCCUUAUCAAGUGUCCGUAACAGAUUCAGGAGAACAUUUUUGUGGUGGUUCGGUUAUCGGUAGGAAACAUAUCGUAACAGCUGGUCAUUGUGUUAAUAACACUGUAAACCUCAAUCCAGUAAGGGUUGUCACGGAAACCGAUGGCACUAGUAAAGGAGUUGAGAAUAGAGUCAGAAAAAUUUUUGUUCAUCCGAAUAUUACAUAUUUGGAUAAACAAUUGGACUAUGAUAUUGCGGUACUCGAAUUGGAAGAACGAUUGGAUUUCAACGAAAAAUGUCAACCAAUUGCAUUGCCAAGAGCGAGUGAAGAAGUUUGUGACAAUGCUUUUAUGUUAGCUUCCGGUUUUGGUAUGAUUACUGGUGAUUUAGAAAAUGAAAAUGGAACGCUAAGAGCCGUUGUAGUGCCUAAAUAUAGAGAUGGUAAAUGCUUUGAAGAUUACUACCAUAUAAGAGGCAUCUCGGCAAGGAUGAUUUGCGCAGGUUCCGCAGGAAAAGGUGUUUGCAGCGCGGAUUCUGGAGGACCUCUGGUUAGGAAUGGAAUACUAUAUGGUAUUGUAUCUUGGGGAAGGGGCUGCGGUAGUCGUUUUCCGGCAGUCUAUACUCGUAUUGCAUCACCCCCAAUACGUGAUUGGAUAAAACAAACUUUUAAUAUUUAAAUUAAAUAUUCAAAA
Molecule: messenger RNA, 823 nt
Organism: Phlebotomus papatasi
Lineage: Eukaryota; Metazoa; Arthropoda; Insecta; Diptera; Psychodidae
Product: trypsin 3A1-like
Exons: 3
Coding region: 35-808 (257 amino acids)
Biological process (GO): proteolysis
Molecular function (GO): serine-type endopeptidase activity
Source: RefSeq, a predicted model, not a curated record